Molecule: messenger RNA, 363 nt
Organism: Spodoptera littoralis (African cotton leafworm)
Lineage: Eukaryota; Metazoa; Arthropoda; Insecta; Lepidoptera; Noctuidae
Source: the annotation of a GenBank genome assembly
AUGGCUGACGAAGAAAUUAACGGUGAUACUGAUGAUAUUCAACACGACAAAGAUAAAACCCAGAAGAAGACUGCAAAACAUGAUAGUGGAGUAGCAGAUUUGGAGAAGGUUACAGAUUAUGCUGAAGAGAAGGAAAUAUCUUCGCAAGAUAUAUCUGGGGCACUGUCGUUGAUCGGUGACAGAAGAAAUAAAGAGGCUGCCGAGCGUCUUGAAAAAGAGAAGGAACUACAAAAGGUUUCAGUAAAAAAGGAUGAUAUAGAAUUAAUUGUAAAGGAGUUGGAAAUAUCUCGAACAUUAGCAGAAAGAACUUUAAGAGAACACCGGGGUGACUUGGUAGCGGCAUUAACUACUCUUACUGACUAA